AUCCUGUAAGCAGAGGCACCUGCUCUGAAGGUCACCUAAGGAGCAAAGAACUGGCAACAGGGACAAAAAUCUUUGAGCUGUGCAAGAGUCCAACUGCCCAGUGCUGGCUUUUAUCACAUGCUGGGACAAGGAUCACGUGGAGAGGCGGGGAGUGAGCCCUGCAGAGCCCAGGUGGCUUCGUGGUGCUGGGAUCUGGGAGCUCCUGGCCCGAUGGCAUCCGUGACCCAGCAGCAGAUCCAGAAGUUCCACGAGGAUGGUUUCCUUGUCCUGGAGCGGUUUUUCAGCGCAGAGGAGUGCGACAGCAUGAGGAGGCAGAUCCAGAGGAUCGUGGCGGAGAUGGAAGUGCCCCCUCACUGCCGCACCGCCUUCUCCACCAGGGAGGAGGAGCAGCUCCAGCAGCAGGGUAGCUCGGAUUAUUUCCUAACCAGUGGAGACAAGAUUAGAUUCUUCUUUGAGAAAGGUGUUUUGGAUGAGAAAGGUAACUUUCUAAUUCCAAAGGAGAAGUCUGUCAGCAAGAUUGGCCAUGCUCUACAUGCUUAUGAUCCUGUCUUCAAGCAAAUCACCCACUCCCCCAAGGUGCAGGAACUGGGAAGAAAACUAGGCCUUGAGAGACCAGUAGUUGUCCAGAGCAUGUAUAUCUUCAAGCAACCUGGCAUUGGUGGUGAAGUGACACCACACCAGGAUGCCACUUUCCUGCACACUGAGCCCCUGGGCAGGAUCCUGGGGUUCUGGAUUGCCCUGGAAGAUGCCACCCAGGAGAAUGGCUGCUUGUGGUUCAUCCCUGGCUCUCACACCAAUGGGAUUACCAGGAGGAUGGUCCGUGCAGCUUCAGGUGCCUCAACAUGUGUGGAGUUUGUAGGCUCAGAGCCAGCCUAUGAUGACAAGGAGUUCAUACCCCUGCCCAUAAGGAAAGGUGGGCUCAUCCUCAUCCAUGGGGAGGUUGUCCAUAAGAGUGAACUCAACAGCUCAGAGUCCUCUCGCCACGUGUUCACCUUCCACGUGAUGGAGGCCAAGGGCACCACCUGGAGCAAGGAGAACUGGCUCCAGCCAACUCCUGAACUGCCUUUUCCAUCACUCUACACUUGAAGUUAGUGACUGGCUGGCUUGUGGAGUCAAUAGCUGAUCAACAUUCCUUUCUGAUUGCUCAUUCAUGGUCUCUUUAAAAACAACCUUCACUAGAUCAGCUCUCAAUAUUAAUUUAUCCUCCUCCUCAAAACCAGGACCAUUAUCACAGCCCAAAACUGCAGGAGACAAAAGCUUCUACUGCAGCAGGAGCCCUGCCAGUGUCAGAGUAGUCCCCCAGUCCUUUUGGUAAGGAAACACUUUCAGUCUUGAGAACAAACCAGUUAAGACCAUUGCACCUUGACUGGGACCACUUACAAGUAUUUCUCCUUGUAGAUACUCAGUAUUUUCUUGUGUUGAAGAGCUUAAGUGCAUUUCUUGGCUGGUUGACUUCAGCAAUGCAGGUGACCAUGUUGUGGGGAGAAGUUUGAUUUUCACCCCUAGUUUUCUGUCUUAUUGUUGGAAUAACAGUGAUUUAAAACAAUCUUGUGGGUGAAAUGAAGCAAGAGGUCUGCUUUUCAUAGUCAACCUUCUAAAUUACCCUGGAAGACAGUAGCUGAGUGUUUUAUCUCUGAGCGUGAUUAAAAAUACAACAAUUUUUAAAGAUUCAUGUUGAAAUGAUGGAAACAAAGAACCUCAAUCAAACUCUUUACAUUUAAAUAAAAAGAUAGAAAUUCUUCAUCUCCAUCAUCUUUUCUUUGAGGAAGACUCAGUGUGAUCUUCUUCCAACAGAUGGGGAUAGUGUUAAAUUGUCUGGUGAGCAGCUGGAACUCUCAAUAUGCACAAGAAUAAUUUCUGCCCCCAAAACCACACCAAACCCAAACCAACUUCUAGCAAGCAAUGUUUGGAAAUGCAAGCUACAUCCCAGUCUGUACCUGAACUGAACAGUAGCUGUGUAGGUGUGAUUUCACCAGCACUGGUGCAGUGGCAACCUUGAGACAGGAGCCCAGUGUCACCAAUGCAGGAAUUGUAUCAGAGUAACCCUAAGGCUCCUGAGGUGGUAGAGUGGACCCAAAUCUUACUGACUCAUCCCUUUCAGAAGGAAACUGGGGAGCUGGGUCAUGGCAACAGCAGGAACAUUGAAUGCAAAGUUUCUGCAUUCAAAAACUACCUUUCCUACAGUUUGUUUGAAAGUUGGAAGCAGGGGGGAAGGAAAGUAAAUUUCUCUACCUCUGGUGCAAUUUAUGACAUCAGUGGUGAAGGGUGUGGCUUGUGACAGAAGCAACUUAAGUUUUGUCUGUGUCUUUCCAUGAGAGGAGUUAAUAAUUUAGAAUUCUGCUGAGGAAGGAUAAUUUGUCCUGACUUGCACCACGACCUGCAGUGUGCAAAAGCAUCUACUUCGAGUGCAUAAAUAAAAUUUUAAAAAAGCUGAAUUGAUUGGCAGGAUUUCCUGUUAAAUGUGAAGGAAACAGCCCAGCAGUUACUGAGUUGGGUUUCCUACAGAGUAUCUGACAAUUUACUGUGCUAGUAACCAGCUCUGGCAUCCUCAGGAACAGCAGCACCAAAUCCCAGGAGCCCUUCCCAGGCAGGAGGAUGAAUUGGGCAAUGCUGCUUCUCAGCUAUUCCAACCCUGGCUUGUUGCAGGGACACACAAUAUUGGAUCCUGGAGCCAAUUCUGCUGACUCAGGGACUGGUUUCACUCCACCCCUGGUCUUAGGCUCCCUCCCAAUGUCUCAGAGCUACAGGCCUGCAGGACAGCGUUGUGUAAGGUACCUUGGACUUCCCCCAGACUGUUCCCAAAAGUGAAUUAAAAAAGGGUCAGAAGUGAACUUCAUGAUGCAAACUAGGAGCCUGGGAUGACAAUCUCCUGCUUGGACACAUCCCUGGAGAUAGGAAGGACCCUUGUGUUUUGUUCUGAUGGACACUGGGCAAACCAGUGAGAAGAGAAUGUUGAUAGAGAAGGGUUUCAUACAUAGAAAUGAAGUGUUUUUUUGGCCACAAAAUGGUAGUUAUAAUUUUAAUUAAAUGGAUGGAUUUCAGUAGCUUUAGUCAAUUCAUUGAUAGAAGCAUUUUUAUACAUUAUUAGAUUAAACAUCUGGCUGAAAAAAUGGAAAAGUAGGAAAGUGUAAUAGUAGAAAAUUUUAUUGACUUGAACAGAUUUUCUGCUUUCAGGAUUAAUGUGUAAUUAGUUUUCGCUGUGACUUUGCUUAAUUUCCCCCCCCAUAUUCAUUCCUAAUUAUUUUGGAGAUGAAAUCUUGAGAAAGAUAAGACAUUUUUCUUGCUGAAGCAAACUUCAGGGCUAAAGAUUCACUGUUCUUAUUAGUGUGGUCUGGAAUGAGCAGUGUCUGACAUCCCCAAACCUUCACUCUGGAUAACUCAGCUGUGGCAGGUGCUGGAUUUGGAGCUGUGUUUGUGCAUCGUGGUGUGGGUUUGGCUCUGGCUGAUGUGGACUGGACAGAACUGGACAUUUGUACCUGGUUCCUGUGCCCCCCCCUUGUUAUCAAACAUGCUUUACAUCGUGCUUACACAGAAAUGAGAGUGCACACAUCAAACACAAGACACAGGACUCAGUACAGAAAACAAGGUACAGAACAGAGGUAGCAACAUCUAAGAGACCUGCUUGUUUAUUUUGUCCUCUCUAAUUGACUUACCUCUUCUUUCUCUGCUUCUCUUGGGUACCCAGAAGAAACCUAAACUGGAUUAUUAAACAUAAGUGCUGUUUUUAUCAGUCAUGUUUGUUGCCGUUAGAACAUAAAUCUAUUUUCCAUGGGUAAAAACAAGACUAAAUCAAAACCUUUA
This is a messenger RNA of Agelaius phoeniceus (red-winged blackbird), 3801 nucleotides long. It is a transcript of the gene PHYHD1, whose product is annotated as phytanoyl-CoA dioxygenase domain containing 1. Lineage: Eukaryota; Metazoa; Chordata; Aves; Passeriformes; Icteridae. The record is from RefSeq and is a predicted model, not a curated record.